Messenger RNA from Porites evermanni, 1461 nucleotides. Lineage: Eukaryota; Metazoa; Cnidaria; Anthozoa; Scleractinia; Poritidae. The record is from the annotation of a GenBank genome assembly.
AUGGCUUCCUGCGAUGUAUUGACUGCCUCUCACUCAAUUUUUGAGUCUGCGGGAUUUCAGGCUGAACGCUUACAGGACCUUAAAAUACCCGUGCUAUAUAAUUCACGAGUUGAUGAAAUGGAAACCGAUUCCUCUGAAAGUUCAGGGGACGACGUAAGCGAUGAAGAAGAAAUGGGAGAAGAUAUUCCUGGGUUAUUUGAGCUUGAAGCCCUUACCAUGAUCAUCAAACUUUGGCUGCGUGGAAUACAACGAACGAAUCAAGAGCAGAGGAAGACCCUUCAGAAUUUUGAAAAUAAAUUGUACAGAGUCUUAAGCGAAAGUGUUGAGCCAUUCAAAAAAUUCUUGGCCUCAAAUAAAUCAAAAGAUCCCGAUUUGCCAAUGCUCCAGCAUUACAUUGAACGGCUCAGUGAAGCUUGUGACGGCCUAAAGAAAGAAAUGAUCAAAGUCAACUUUCAAAUGCCCGAGGAGGACCGAAGAAGGUUGGACAAGCACACAGUCUUUGUUUGUUCCCUUCUUGGUCUCAGUCUCGACUUCCUCGACCGACUUGAAGAAAUGCCUUCAGAAAUUCGUGAUCAUCAAACACUCUGCUACUGGAUCGUGAAUUUCUUACGCAAUAACAACGAGACUUUAACUAGAACAGAGAAAAACUCUAGUUAUAAGGAACAACUCUAUGCGAUUGGAUUCGAUCGAUUGAGUUCGGCCGUUGAAACCAUUUUAGAGCGCGCGGGUAGUAUGGAACAACACAUCGACGCUUGUGAGUGGGCAGAAAGACGAGUUCAGGACGAGUUCAAGUACAACUUUUUGCUGUCUCUGCAGAAUGAAAGGUUUCCUUUUGAAAUUGAUGGAAGGGCUGAAUGGUUAGAAAGGGAUGGUGUUAUUAUUGCGAAUGUCGUGACAAAGAAAUCUGAAAGUUCCAUGAAGACCAUGCUGAGAAAGUUGGAACUGAAUGACAAACAACAGGUUGUCCUGUUUCAUGGAACAGAUCAUAAAAGUGCUUGCGACAUCAUGAGCGGUCGAGGCAUACACCUCGGAGCGGGGCGCGAGAAAAGAGAUUUUAGCAGUGGAGCAGGAUUUUAUUUAACUCAAAAUCUGGAUGACGCCUUGAGUUGGGCGUGCAGCACAACUGUGAAGCCCGCCAUCUUGGUUUUCCGAGUUGAGCCAGAUUUCUUGAACAAGGCUUCAAAACUCGACUUAAAUGAAGGCGAUGGACUCACCAAAUGGCGUGAAAUCGUUAAUUUCUUUCGGUUGGAUAAAGGUCCUAGAAAUAUUCGAAGUAGUUUGAGCGCAUACGAUUUGAUCGAGGGUAAGUCUGCAAGAGCGACAAAAAGUGGACUAAUGAAUGGCAACGCUUUGAUGUUUGAGCAAAACACUUCGUCCUACCAAAUGUGUUUAAUCUCUAAGAAAUUUGCCAAGAUGUUUCAGAAAAGGCUUCACUCGAUCUUUUUUUAUGAUACUUCGUAA